Molecule: messenger RNA, 1545 nt
Organism: Colletotrichum gloeosporioides
Lineage: Eukaryota; Fungi; Ascomycota; Sordariomycetes; Glomerellales; Glomerellaceae
Product: Cytochrome P450 monooxygenase paxP
Exons: 5
Coding region: 1-1545 (514 amino acids)
Molecular function (GO): oxidoreductase activity, acting on paired donors, with incorporation or reduction of molecular oxygen; iron ion binding; heme binding
Source: RefSeq, a predicted model, not a curated record
AUGAGUUCGUCUGACGCCGCGUUGUCCGUGAACGCUGUCGUCGGAACUCUACUCGCGACUUUUCUCCUUACCAUCACCUUCGCGUUCCUGUCUUCAAGUAGCAGUCUGUCAAGUUUCCCGCUAGUGGGAAAGGAAGCUGGCGGUUAUGAGAAGCGACGCAAGAUGUACUUUGCGAUGGCCACCAAACUUUAUGAAGAAGGCUAUCAGAAGUUCAAGUCGUCAAUAUGGCGUAUUACCGGUGCUGAUGGCGACAUCGUCAUGAUCCCGCUUCACCAUUGCGACGAUCUCCGAAAAAUGCCUGACGACACCGUCAACAACGUUCCUCUCCUGGAAGCUCUUUGCGAGACGAGAUGGACAGACUACCACCCAAUAAACCCCCUUUUACUCAACGUCAUCAAGUCGAACCUCACCCCAAGCCUAGCCAAAGUCGCCGUCACACUUUCAGGCCACAUCCAACGUACCGUCUUGGACUCGCUCGGUUCUUGUACCGAAUGGACGGAAGUGGUGCUGUACGAGAAACUGCUGAACAUGGUAGCCAUCAUCUCCGGCCGUAUCUUCAUCGGCCCCGAGCUUUGCCACAAGGAAGAGUACCUAGAGGCCAGUACCAUGUUUGUCAUCGACCUCUUCACGGCAGCAGCCAAGAUCAAGAGAUGGCCAAAGUUCUUGCGCUUCAUCGGCAAGCAUUACAUCCCCGAAAUCAAGAAGCUUGCCGAACACAGACGUCGUGCAGCUCAGGUCCUCGUCCCAGUCAUAGAAGAACGUAAGAAGUUGAACACCGAAGGUACCAACGCACCGGAGGAUAUGCUACAAUGGUUCAUCGCCAAAUCUAGCAAGUUUGGCAUGGACAGUAAUGAGCAACUCGCCGAGACGCAGCUUAGCUUGAGCGUUGUCGCCAUUCAUACCACGACGAUGGCAGCCACUCAUACCUUGUAUGAUAUCGCAGCACGCUGUCCCGAUAUUAUUCCCGCCCUCCGGAACGAGGUCAAGUCUGUACUCGCCGCGAAUGGAAACGAAUGGACCACCAGCGCUCUCUUCCAGAUGAAGCUCCUCGACUCCGUCAUGCGAGAGUCCCAAAGAUUCAAUCCCGCUAGUCUAAUCAGCUUCCUACGAACCAUCACGAAACCAGUGACGCUCAAAGACGGCACUACACUCCCCACCGGCACCAACAUCGCGGUGCCCAUGGUCGGUCCUCUACAAGAUGAUUCUCACUAUACAGACCCAAACCUAUUCGACCCCUACCGCUUCGUAUCCAUCCGUGACGAGAUGCGCAGCGAUCCGUUGCAGUAUGCCAACAAGGAACAGUAUCAAUUCGUGUCUUCGACCAAGGAGAAUAUGGCCUUUGGCUUCGGUCGUCACGCGUGUCCGGGACGAUUCUUUGCUGCCACCGAGAUCAAGAUGCUCCUCGCGAGACUUCUCCUCGAGUACGAUAUCCGACUGCCAGACGGGGUGCAAAACCGCUAUGAGAAUAUUGUAAGAGGCGAUAUGAUUGAACCGGAUCAUACGAAGACGAUGAUGGUGAGGAAAGCCACCGCACCGAAAGAGUGA